AUGAAUCUUUAUCAUGAACUGUCAGAAUUAUGGAAGUUAGCAGGCAUGAACCCAAGAAAAUGGAUGACAAAUUCAACUGCAGUCUUAGCUGAAAUACCUCAAGAUGAAAGAGCAUAUAAAACUGAGGUUAAGGCAAAUAGUGAAUUACCAGCAAUUAAAACAUUAGGUUUAAGUUGGGAUUCUCAAGAAGAUGUGUUUUCGUUCAGUAACACAUUAUCGCUUGUCUCGGGAAAGAAGUUAACCAAACGAAUUGUGUUGAAAAACAUAGCAAGAUUGUUUGAUCCACUAGGUUUUCUCACUCCGUUCACUGUGCGCGCAAAAAUGAUUAUGCAAGACAUAUGGGUGACUGGAGUAGACUGGGAUGAUGAACUGCCUGAAGAGUUGUCUGAGGAAAUAAAAAAGUGGUUUUCAGAACUAGAACAGUUAAAUGAACUACAAGUGCCAAGGUGUCUCGAUAUAAGGAUAGAUAGUACACUACACACCUUUGUCGACGCGUCAACUAAGGCAUAUGGGGCAGUUGUAUAUUCUGUAAACGGUGGAGAUGACGGACAGACUGUGAAUUUGAUAGCCUCGAAAAGCAGGGUCGCUCCUUUGAAAUCCAUAAGUAUUCCUAGACUUGAAUUGUUAGCUGCUAGCCUUGGACUACAGUUGACACAGGCAAUAUGUAAUGUGCUGGACAUGCCAGUUGAAAACGUGGUAUUCUGGUCGGAUAGUAUGAAUGUGCUUUACUGGAUUCAUGGAGCAAGUAGACAAUAUAAAACGUUUGUAGCAAAUCGUGUAGGGUCAAUUCAUGAAAUAACAUCUCCAAGUCAGUGGCGUCACGUACCAACAGUAAAUAAUCCAGCAGAUUUGACAUCGCGAGGAAGUUUGAUUCUAGAAUUGUCAGAUUGUUCGUUUUGGUGGCACGGACCAGAAUUUCUAAAAUAUGCAGAGGAACACUGGCCCGGAAAAUAA
Messenger RNA from Mercenaria mercenaria, 954 nucleotides. RefSeq lists its product as uncharacterized. The transcript has a single exon. The record is from RefSeq and is a predicted model, not a curated record. NCBI's taxonomy places the organism in Eukaryota, Metazoa, Mollusca, Bivalvia, Venerida, Veneridae. The coding region runs from base 1 to 954 and encodes 317 amino acids.